CUUCCGCCAGUAGGUGGAGCUGUGCGCAUGCGUCGGUAUAGUAGCUGCGCAUGAAUUUCACGUGGAGUGCAUUAGGGGUAUAGGCGCACAUAGAUCGUUUGCGUUUUGAAUUCUAAGUUCAGCAAAAGUAAGGCAGAGAGUACCGGCGCUAGCAUGUCUAUUUUCACCCCGACCAACCAGAUCCGCCUCACCAAUGUGGCGGUUGUGCGGAUGAAGAAAGGAGGGAAGAGAUUCGAAAUCGCUUGCUACAAGAACAAAGUAAUGAGUUGGAGGAGCGGGGCGGAUAAAGAUCUUGAUGAAGUCCUGCAGACUCACUCUGUGUUCAUGAAUGUGUCCAAAGGGCAGGUGGCUAAGAAAGAAGAUCUGCUCAAAGCAUUUGGGACAGAAGACCAGACGGAAAUCUGCAAGCAGAUUUUAACCAAGGGAGAGGUGCAGGUGUCUGAAAGGGAACGAAGUACACAACUAGAGCAAAUGUUCCGAGAUAUCGCAACAAUAGUGGCAGACAAAUGUGUCAAUCCAGAAACUAAGAGGCCAUACACCGUGAACCUCAUCGAGAGAGCUAUGAAAGAUAUCCAUUACUCGGUAAAACCGACUAAGGGCACCAAACAACAAGCACUGGACGUUAUCAAGCAGCUUAAGGAGACCAUAAAAAUUGAGCGUGCCCAGAUGAGACUGCGCUUUAUCCUGCCAGCCAAAGACGGGAAAAGGUUGAAAGAGAAGCUGAAGCCGCUCAUCGCGCAUAUCGAGAGUGAGGACUUCCAGCAGGAGCUGGAGAUUGUGUGUUUAAUUGACCCUGGUUGCUUUCGAGAUAUAGACGAAGUGAUCCGGUGCGAGACUAAAGGGAAAGGCACUCUGGAAGUUCUCAGCUUGAAGGAAGUGGAAGAAGGAGACGAAAAACUGGAGUGACAGCACAUGCUGGCGCCAUUAAAUGGAUGUUUUAAGUCCUCUUUUGUUGUCAGCCUUUGUGUUUACAACAGUUUUAAUCAAGCAACGGCUUUCUCUGCAAAAUAUUGAUCUAAUGCCGCUAUGCAAAUUUGCUCUCCCAACUGCACUGACCUCUGUGCACGCGAAGGUUUAAGGUGAACCAUAUCUUACUAAUUUUGGGUGGAAGAGAAGUAUCAAAUGCAUUAUAUAAGUUUGCUUACACAUUUGUUUUUCUGAUAAUUAAUGUUUAAUAGCACUGAAUCAUGUACGUCUCUCAUACAGAAACGUCUGCUAGCGCCAUUUGGGCCUCAUACCACCUUAUGCUA
Molecule: messenger RNA, 1250 nt
Organism: Spea bombifrons (plains spadefoot toad)
Lineage: Eukaryota; Metazoa; Chordata; Amphibia; Anura; Pelobatidae
Gene: SBDS
Product: SBDS ribosome maturation factor
Exons: 5
Coding region: 154-906 (250 amino acids)
Biological process (GO): ribosome biogenesis; cytosolic ribosome assembly
Source: RefSeq, a predicted model, not a curated record